UACAGAAGGCAUCAUUCAUUGACCAACACAACCAAAGAAUAUCAGUGUUACAUAAGGUACCGGGAUUAUAGAAAUCUAGGCUUCCAUACCAUGUAUGGGACCAAGGCAUUCUGAGACCCCAACCCCCACUCCUGCUAUCCUUCAAGCUGGAACACUCUUGGGGCUCUAGAACCCAAGAAUAAAGACACCAGAGUCAAAGUUAACAGAAUAUUCCAAAGUACUUCCCUCCAUAGAAAAUAAGUGUCCUAUACUCCAAACAAGGUUCUCAUUCUGGUCCUCAUGGGGCUCCUAAUCCUUGGCUACCUUUUCCUAAGCACCUCCCAAGCCUGUAUCUUCUGCCGCCUCCCUUCUAGAGACAUUUCUGAACGCCUGGCUCUUCUCUGUGACCAGAUAAGUUCAGAGUGGGGAAACUGUAAAACCAGCUGGAACUUCUCAACCUUUGCCUUAGAUGGUGUGUCCAUGGAUAGAAUUACAGAGAAGACACACAGAGUCAUGAUGGUCCUUGAAAUCAAAGAUUCCCUGUUUUCUCUUCCCUCCUAUUGGCAAUGGCUUCAGGAGACUAAACUUCCUGAAUACAUGAGGCAAGCUCUCUGCCCUCCUGCCUGCUGUGGAAGGACUAUCCUGUACAACUGCUCCACGUGCAAAGCUGUUCAGGUUCAUUGCUGGCCUCUCAAGCGUUGCUUCCCAGGUCCAGAUCCCUCCUCGAAGAGUGAUCCUCAUGAGGAAAUUCCAAGACCUUCCCCCCAGUUUCCACCUUCAAGGUCUCUGUUGACUCAGUCUGGCUGACUCAGUACUCCCAACCUCCAAGGACCACACACGUACCUAACUCCCCACCCCCUCACAUGCCACUACUCUGUGACUCAGAUGAAUACAGUUGGAAAACACCCCCAUACCACCCCCCAGAACCCCUUUCACCUAGUCCCUGAAAAAUCAUCCGGGAACAUUGUCCCCAAAGUCAUCUCCAGCCUCUCUCUCCUUAGCUCUCAUGGGUUUGGCAGAUUCUGGGAGAUUCAACCUUCUUUGCAGAUUCAACCUUCUUUGGAAAACUCUCCCCAGGUUGGGGGUGACAUUACCUUGUUUUAAAGCUAACAAGGUAUAUACAUAGAUGUAGGUGUAUGUGUAUUCAUGCAUAUCCCCACUCAGAGAAAGACACCCCUCCCCUUCCCUGGCAUUUUUCUCCUCAUGU
Phascolarctos cinereus (koala) is the source of this 1186-nucleotide messenger RNA. The record is from RefSeq and is a predicted model, not a curated record. Lineage: Eukaryota; Metazoa; Chordata; Mammalia; Diprotodontia; Phascolarctidae.